Molecule: messenger RNA, 2651 nt
Organism: Diabrotica virgifera virgifera (western corn rootworm)
Lineage: Eukaryota; Metazoa; Arthropoda; Insecta; Coleoptera; Chrysomelidae
Product: zinc finger MYM-type protein 1-like
Exons: 2
Coding region: 83-2635 (850 amino acids)
Molecular function (GO): protein dimerization activity
Source: RefSeq, a predicted model, not a curated record
GUUCGUCUGUUGACUCCGUUUGAUAUGGGCGGAAUUGUUUAAUUGUUGUGCUCUGCUCUACUAUUACUAUUGACAGGUUAAGAUGUCAAGCUAUAAACAUAAGUCUGGAGCUUUGAAAAGAAAGCUCCAGAAAGAAAAAUUAGAACAAUCUGCUAAAGGUCGCCAGGAUAUUAAGAAGUUUUUUAAGAGUAAUGAAAAAGAAGAGUUGCAAGAAUUUCAACCGGAUUUCAAUCCAGAACCUACAUCAGCCUCACAGACCCAACCUUCUUCAGCUUCAAUCCAAAAUGCUUCUACGUCUACUGUAUGUGAGGGAAGUAAUGACGAAUGUGCUAGUGCUGAUCCAAAUCUUAGUAAGGAUACUGUCGAUGACAAUAAAACUUUUAAUUUUGACGAUCCUAAUACGUGGCCUGCGGUGAUGAGUGAUAAAAUACGGCAGGAAAUAGUAUUGUGCUACGGUGGUUUUCAAGCUUUUCAGGCCAGAUCAAAAUCAUUUCCAGCUGACCCCUCAGGAAAACAUUUCCAUGAAACAUUGUUGUACAUGAAAACAGACAACAGAACAUGUAAAGCAAUUCCACGUGAAUGGUUAAUGUGGAGUGAAACAAAAAACAGCAUUCAUUGUUUACCCUGUAGCAUUUUCCAUUCAAACCAAAACAAAAGUAAACUUGCAAAAGAAGGUUUUUUCCCUGAAAAACAACAAUACAAACGAUUAUACAGGUUAUUUUCGAUGCAUGAAAGAAGUUCUGAGCACAGAAAACACUACCUAGAAUGGAAAAGUCUUCAGAUAUCAUUGAAAGGACAUGGUGUCGACAGCAAUCUGCAACAGAUUAUUAACUGUGAAGCAACAAGAUGGAAAGCUAUUCUUCAACGAAUUUUGGACACAACAAUAUUCUUGAGUAGUAGAGGUUUAGCUUUCCAAGGGGAAAAUACCCAGAUCGGUGAUGUUCACAAUGGAAACUUUUUAGGAGUAUUGGAAUUAAUAGGAAAAUAUGACGAAGUAACUCGUGAACAUUUAGCCAAAGUAAAAGAAAACCAGUUGAAUAAAAAAAGUAUGAUAGGUCAAGCUCACUAUCUCUCAUGGUACUCGCAGAAUGAAUUUAUUUCUCUCUGUGGUAAAAAACUACUGAAUACUAUUUUGCACCAACGAGAAGAGUCUGUAUUCUAUGGGAUUAUUGCUGAUGCCACCCCUGACAUUUCCCAUCAGGAGCAGAAUGUACUAAUUCUACGGUAUGUUUUUCAAAAUGAAGAAAAAAAUACAUUCGAAGUAUGUGAAAGAUUUAUUGAAUUCCUGAACUUUAGCGGGAAAACAGGUGAGGUUAUAACUGAUGAAAUUCUGUCCGCUUUAGACAAUAUUGGAGUACCACUUUCUGACUGUCGAGCUCAGGGAUAUGACAACGGCUCUAACAUGCGGGGACACACUAAAGGUGUACAAUCAAGAAUACUUGAAAAAAACCAGUCUGCUAUAUUCUCUCCCUGUGGAGCACACUCGCUCAACAGAGUUGGUGUCAAUGCUGCAAAACUGAACCACGACGUAGUGACAUUUUUUGGUAACAUUGAUAGUUUCUAUUCUUUGUUCUCCAGCAGCCCUGGUCGUUGGGAAUUAUUAAAGCAACACGUCCCUUUGUCUUUACAAAGCCUUUCCGAGACUCGUUGGAGUGAAAGAAUUCAAGCUGUACGACCAAUUGUCAAACAUUAUCCUUCGAUCCUCAAGGUUUUGGACCUGCUCCUGGAAGAAAAUCAUUUGCCUACUUUGACUCCAGCUGCCAGAAACACAGUUUUCGCGCUGAAGAGGUACUUUGGAUCUUUUAAAGGCCUCUUGACAUCAUUGUUUUGGCACAAAAUCUUGGCCUCCAUUGAUCAAAGAAAUGAGAUCAUACAAAGGAAAGGAAUUUCCUUAAACACAGAAACUCAACUGAUUAAAGAUUUGUUAACUGAAUUGCAGACCCUAAGAGAUUCAUGGGAAACCAUUCUUAACGAAGCAAAACACGUCGCCGGUGCAGUUGGCAUUAUACCAGAAUUCCCUCUCAAAAGAAAAUCUAGUGUUGAAAAUACGCCCGAGCAACUUCAGCAACAAGCUUCACAGGACUUCAAAUCUUCUGUGGUCUUUCCUGUUUUGGAUUUCAUCAUGACUGAUUUGAAAACCAGAUUUGCAAGCUGUGAAGAAAUUUGUAACCUGUUUGCUCCAGUGUUAGGUUUCAUGGAUCUAGACAACGAGGAACUGAAACUUAAAACUGCCAAUCUCGUUGCAUAUUACCCUUCAGACUUUGCUGAUCCAGAAGCCCUAUUUGAAGAAACUCUUCAUAUGAAGAAUUUAUUUGUAACAGUGUUCCAGUCAGAAAAGGACCCAUUGAAGCUUCUAAACUCAAUAUAUGAGAAAAACCUCCAGCCCAUUUUCUUGAACCUGUGCACAGCUAUACGACUUUUCUGUACAAUCCCAGUGACAGUUUCAACGGCUGAAAGGUCUUUUAGUAGGUUGUCUAAUUCACUUAAAACUUGGCAACGAAGCACAACUGGCCAAACUCGUCUGAACCAUCUGGCAAUGUUGGCAAUUGAGAAUGAAUUGGCCAAAACUGUUGACUUUUCUGAUGUUAUAAAUGAUUUUAGUGAAAAGAAAGCUAGGAAAUCUAUGAUUAAAUAGACUAUCAAACAUCAAA